This is a messenger RNA of Catharus ustulatus (Swainson's thrush), 2245 nucleotides long. It is a transcript of the gene MARVELD3, whose product is annotated as MARVEL domain containing 3. NCBI's taxonomy places the organism in Eukaryota, Metazoa, Chordata, Aves, Passeriformes, Turdidae. The transcript is spliced from 3 exons. Bases 1 to 840 code for a protein of 279 amino acids. Gene Ontology annotation, cellular component: membrane. The record is from RefSeq and is a predicted model, not a curated record.
AUGGGGGCCAAGGAUUCAGAGCUGGAGGCAGACCGGACUGGCGACGGCGAGGAGCCGGGGCUGGGAUGGGCUGGGCUAGCGGCGGCGGCGGCGAGGGGCCUGGACGGGUCACUGCCAUCCCUGCCAUCAUCUCUCCUUAGCGCCGUAGCCGGAGCAGAGGCAGAGGGGCCGCGGGGAAGCCGCGCCGUACCGGGGUCGCUGGAGCGCCGGCGCUGGCUGUACCUGCGCACGGGCCGGGCCUGCUGCCAGAUGGUGGAGGUCCUGCUCGCCGCCCUGAUCCUGGUCUGCAGCUCCGUGUCUUGCGGCUCGGCGGGAGGAUACACCGGCCUCUCGGCCCUGGGGGGCAUCUACUACUACCAGUACGGCGGGGCCUACAGCGGCUUCAGCGGAGCGGAUGGGGAGCGAGCCCAGCAGCUUGACCAGCGUUUCUACCUACUGAAGCUGCCUGUUGCAAGGGCAGCUAUGGCCGUGGCAGGGUGUCUCCUGGUCUUCCCUUGUGUUCUUAUUUUGGUUGGUGUUCUGCGGGUCCCGUGGCACCUCCCAGCCUGGCUGCUAAUUGAAUGCACCCUGUACAUAGUGAUUGCAGUUGGCACAGUGCCUGCUCUGUACUAUUUCCUCCAUUCUCUGCUCAGCGUUUAUAAUUCAUCAGUGUGUAAAGAGAGAGAGCAGCUUUAUCAAAACAAAGGCUAUCAGGGCUUCUGGUGCAGCCUUCACGGGGCAGAGAUUGCUGCUGGCCUCUUGGGCUGCCUGGCUGCCAUGGCAUACCUGCUCAGUGCAGGCUUAGCUGUCAGAGAUUACAGGACAGGUCAUGAACAGAAACAGAAGCCACUGCAAUUAUAAAAACUUUCAAAUGAUUCCUCCACUCCACUCCUUACUGAGAUGAAGCAGUAUGCUUUCCUUUCUUUUGGACAGUGCAGCCUUAUUUCUACAGAACACUCACCAAGCUGGCAUAGCUCUAAAUAUGGUAGUCAGGCUAUUCCUAACUUGAAUUUGCAUUACUGAAUUAUUAGUGACUCAAAGCUGAUGCAGUGGGUUGUCUCUGCUUCACAGGCAACCCUUCCAUCCAACUCUCGGGUGUCCCCUUCUCCAGUGAGGCCUUGCUGCAAGUACUGCCACUACAUGCUUCUGCCAAUGAACAGUUUUUUUGUAGCUGAAACUAUCUUUACAAAAGGCAUGUGACUUUGCCGAGAAAAGAGCUUUUAAAAACCUCACAAACUCAGUCUAACUUGUGAUACAAUGCCUUUUCAAACUCCUGGAGAGGGAGUAUUUUUGUGUGAAAUGGUCUUUUUAUAUAACUUGUAUACAAGAGUUUUGCUUUAAAAGAUGCCUUGAAUUGGGAUAAUCAGAUAAAAGCUUUUUUGAGAUCAAAGGGGAGAAGUAUAUUGUUUUCAAAAUACAUUUUCAGUGUACAAGUUGGAGAAAUUAGAUGCUGCUCUUAUUAAUUUUUUUUUUUAGAAAAACUUUUAUAGGAAAUUUAACUGACAAAAGUAGCACUAGAAUCUACUAGCUCAUGCCUCAAAAUGAAUUUCCACUUCAGCACGGUCUCCACUAUGUGUAUUGUUCAUAUGAGGAUGGAACCACCACAGGCUCACAGAUGAAUUCUGCCCACAUUAAAAAAAUCAAACAUACCAGAAAAACAGUUUGCCUUGGACAUAGCUCUUCUUUCACUGGCACCAGUGACUACAUCCUCACAAUUACCAAAACCUUGGAACACUAUUAGAACUAGAGACACUAAAGUGAAACAGAUGCCAAAUAGGGAUGCACUAGGUGCUUUGGGGUUUGAUUUCUUCUGCCUUUUAGCAUCGAGUGUCUCAGCACAGGGAUUUACAUUUUUCUGUUAACAUUUCUGUAUUUCCACUUGCUGCAGCUACUUCUAGAGCCAUACAGUCCUACUGAGAGCAAGCUCACAGGGCAGGAUUCCUCUAGCAGGAAGCAGAAAGCUGCCUUAAUAAUUGUUAAGCCUAAUUCUACUUCUUACAGUGUUCUGAAAGAAGUUUUUGUGUGGAAGGCUGAUGAGUGAAGUAGCACAUAGAGCUCAGUGAAUAACCUGCAGCACAGCUGCUGCUAGACACAGCUACCUUUGACUGGAAUAUUGCAGACAUUUCUUCCAGCACAGUAACAGAAUCAGAAUAAGCUAAGUUAGAUGAAAGUAAAAAUCUUUAUUGCUAAGUCAGCUGAAAAUUCGAUGCAAAAAUACUCUUCCUUCCUGGACUUCUCUAUACAUCUGAAUAAAGAAUCAAUGGAC